This is a messenger RNA of Clonostachys rhizophaga, 1053 nucleotides long. Lineage: Eukaryota; Fungi; Ascomycota; Sordariomycetes; Hypocreales; Bionectriaceae. The record is from the annotation of a GenBank genome assembly.
AUGAGUGAUCUGGUAUCGGGACUCCAGACGAACCCGGUCUUGAUGGCCGGGUUCAUCGUCGUCUUGGUCUUCUUCCCCUUGAGCUUCCUCGUCACCGGCAUGCGGUUCUGGGCGACCAAAUUGGCCAAGAGGAGUCUCGCCGCCGAGGAUUGGUUCGCUCUGGGAGCGCUGAUCGCCUUUAUUCUCUGGGUCAUCUUCCUUGCUAUGAUGGCCAUGAACGUGAAACCAGACCCUACAUACGAAGAUAAUGCUGCAUCUAACAGGAUGCUUUGGGCCUCGACUCUCACGUUCCCCAUCAAUCAAUUGUGCUCCAAACUGAGCAUUCUCCUCCUCUACCAACGUAUUUUCGGCAUCAAUCCGACAUACUCUCUGUGGAUCAAGAUCAUCGCUGUCAUUCAAAUCCUGCACACGAUCGAGAAUAUUUUCGUCGACAUCUUCACCUGCGUCCCCGUCCAAAAGUUCUGGCGGCCCGAUCUCGAAGGCCGAUGCAUAGAAUACGUUCCCUUCCUGGCCGUCAACGAAUCUGUCAACUCUCUCAUCGAUUUCGUCAUGGCAAUCCAGGCUGUCGUUAUGCUGCGCAGCCUUAAAACAGCUCGUAGAACCAAGUGGCAACUAUCCGUAAUCUUUGCGAUUGGAGGCUUGGCGGGUGUGAUUGGGUUCGUCAAGAUCGGCGUUUCUGUCGCGAAUGGCGUCGCCGUCGAAAAUCAAUAUCUCAUGGGCGUGUGGGCGACAGUCCAGAUGGCAUUGUCCAUUUUCUGCUGCUGCGUCGUCACCUUCAGGCCAAUCACGCUCAAAUUCGGCCAGAUGACCCGGAAGCUCACCUCCAAAGCAACCUCCACCAAUCUCACUACCAAGAAGAGCAUGGGAACAGGUCAAUUAUCGACAAGCGCAACGCGGACCAAUCAGUCAGACGCAUGGAUCAACUUGGAGAGCGGCCGAGGGGGAGCUACGCACCAUCCCCCCUACUACAACCGCGAGGACAAUUCGGACGACUUCCCCCACCACAUUAAGAAUUAUCAAUUUGGGUGGCCUAAACCAGAAAAUGGUAGAUGA